UCGUAACAACAACUGUGAAAGUUGCUAUAGAGGAAUUAAAAUUCUCACUCUGAAUUCUUUUACAUCUCAAAAAUAUAGAAAAUCGAAAACUCAAAGAAUGACAAAAGUUUUUAAAUGUCUGACAAAUUUAACCACUUAAAAUAUUUUGUCACAAUUCUUCUUUGUUUGGAAAUACUGGCUGGGUCAAUUCUUCUAUGCAUAAUAACAUACUUUUACUUCGUCCUUAUAGCCUUUUUGGCAAAACCAGAGCGUCAAUUGCUUCUUAGUCAAAUGACCAAUAUUUUUGUCCUGGGCCUGGAAGUUGCGAUAUGUUUCUCAAUUGAACUUAUUUUAUGGCAAUGCAUUUGUAAAAGUGAUACAACAUCAGAACAUUCAAGACUGCUGAUUUUAUGGAAUAUAUUUUGUAUUUUGGCUGUUGGAUUUGGAUCUGUUACAAUGUGGUUUCAAUACGACAAUAUUCAGUCUCUUCAAAAAGUUUAUGCAGAGUCAUUGUUCCAAGGAAUCGACCUUUAUUUUACAGACCCAGAAUGGAAGCUAUUGUGGGAUAGGAUUCAAUUUAACAAUGAAUGCUGUGGUGUUUUUGGAGUAAAAGAUUGGGAAGAAGCAGCUUGGAUUAGAGAAGAACAGGAUGAUUGUACACAAAAAUCCGAGUUGAUGCAUCGAAUGGUGAUGAUUCCGUAUGCUUGCUGCAAACGAUCUUCUAUCUCAUGUUUUGAAAGCUUUGCUCCUCACUCUACACUUGACAAGGACAACUACAAAGAUUUAAGUAACAUAAAUGUCGGUGGAUGUUUUCAGAAAUUUCAAAGUUUAACAUUGCAAUUUUCUUAUGUUGUUUCCUGUGCAUGGAUUGCUAUUCUAGUGACAUACAAAUAUCCAAGAAAUGUCCGUUGCAUUACGCUUAAAGAUGAGGAUUCAUUUGGGGAUGAACAGGAGGAAGAAGUAAUAGAAUGUAAACCAAGAUGUUCUAAUUGCCAACAAAUUGGGGCAUCAUUUCGGCAAGACAUUUUUGGAACUUGCAACUCAAAUCAAAAUAUAUUUAUUCAUUAA
This is a messenger RNA of Episyrphus balteatus (marmalade hoverfly), 1047 nucleotides long. RefSeq lists its product as uncharacterized. The transcript has 3 exons. Lineage: Eukaryota; Metazoa; Arthropoda; Insecta; Diptera; Syrphidae. The coding region runs from base 115 to 1047 and encodes 310 amino acids. Gene Ontology annotation, cellular component: membrane. The record is from RefSeq and is a predicted model, not a curated record.